This is a messenger RNA of Anolis sagrei ordinatus, 2541 nucleotides long. RefSeq names its product branched chain keto acid dehydrogenase kinase (gene BCKDK). The record is from RefSeq and is a predicted model, not a curated record. Gene Ontology annotation, biological process: regulation of glucose metabolic process; protein phosphorylation. Gene Ontology annotation, molecular function: pyruvate dehydrogenase (acetyl-transferring) kinase activity. NCBI's taxonomy places the organism in Eukaryota, Metazoa, Chordata, Lepidosauria, Squamata, Anolidae. Gene Ontology annotation, cellular component: mitochondrion.
UCCCAGGAGGCAUUGCUUCCCUCCGACAGAGCUCCCCUGGCAUCAGUUCCCCCCUCUCCCAAAGAGCCAGCUGGUUCAGUCCGGUCCCUAAAGUGCGGAAACCGCUGCGGCGUUUGGGACUUACUUGGCGGUAAGGGCCCUCCUCGUGGAAGAUGGAAGCGGAGCUACCUGUCCUUGGAGAACAAGGAAGCUGGCAGGAGAUAAGCAAGUUUACUUGAGGGGAUGCACGGAGAUCCUGCCAGAGGGGAGAGUGCCCAGACCGGGAGAAAGCAGAAAGAAGUGUAAUUUGUCAUUUUAGGACUGUCUGUGGAAAAAAGAAUGAUGUGGAAGACAUUGCUGAUGCUUGAAGUGGGUGGAGUAGGAGGGCGGUCUCCUUGCGUGUUCCCGUUCUUUGUCCCUGCUUUCCGAUACCGGUCCUCUUCGGCCAUCGAUCAGCAGCAUGAGCUGGCCCGUGAGCGAUCCAAGACGGUUACCUCUUUCUAUAACCAGUCGGCCAUUGACGUAGCAGCCGAAAAGCCUUCUGUGAGGUUGACGCCCACCACCAUGCUGUAUUCUGGACGUUCUCAGGAUGGAAGCCACUUACUGAAAAGUGCCCGUUAUCUGCAUCAUGAACUUCCGGUCCGCAUUGCUCAUCGCAUCAAAGGCUUCCGGAGCCUCCCCUUUAUUAUUGGUUGCAAUCCCACCAUCCUCCAUGUGCAUGAGCUUUACAUCCGAGCGUUCCAGAAGCUGAGUGAGUUCCCCCCAAUUAAGGACCAAGAAGCUGAGGCCCAGUACUGCAAACUGGUUCGCCAACUCCUAGAUGACCACAAGGAUGUUGUGACGCUACUAGCUGAGGGCUUACGGGAGUGUCGUAAGCAUAUACAGGAUGAGAAAGUGAUCCGUUCCUUUCUGGACAAGACUCUCACCUCCCGCUUGGGUAUCCGGAUGUUGGCCAUACACCACCUUGCUUUACAUGAGGAUAAGCCAGACUUUGUUGGGAUCAUCUGUACUCGCUUGUCUCCAAAGAAAAUCAUUGAGAAAUGGGUGGAUUUUGCCAGGCGUCUCUGUGAGCACAAGUAUGGCAACGCUCCCCGAGUGAGAAUCAAUGGGCAUGUGGCCGCCCGCUUUCCUUUCAUCCCCAUGCCUCUUGAUUACAUCCUUCCAGAAUUGCUCAAGAAUGCAAUGCGAGCCACGAUGGAAUCUCACCUGGAUACACCCUACAAUGUGCCAGACAUAGUAAUCACCAUUGCCAACAAUGACAUUGACCUGAUCAUACGGAUUUCAGAUCGAGGGGGUGGAAUUCCUCAUGAUCAUGUUGAGAAGGUAACCGAUUACCACUUCACUACAGCUGAAGCAAGUACCCAGGAUCCCCGAUUGAACACCCUCUUCGGAAACAUGGUGGAAAUGGGGAACAGCGCCCAGUCGGGGCCCAUGCAUGGGUUUGGGUUUGGGCUUCCUACGUCCCGUGCUUAUGCUGAGUACCUGGGAGGCUCCCUCACGCUCCAGUCCAUGCAGGGGAUUGGCACAGAUGUGUACCUCCGCCUUAAACACAUUGAUGGCAAAGAGGAGAGUUUCCGCAUCUAGGAAGACCUUUCUUUGUGGGUGGAAUUCCCCUUGGCUGCUGGAGAAAGCUUUUGAUCACCUACACCCAGGCCCAGUUCUGCAAGAAUUAUGGAUUCCUACCAAUGCUCCAUGAUGGCCUGGUGAAGCUCUCCUUUCCUCUUGGAAUCCUGGGUGCUGUGACAAAGGAUUUGUGGGGUUCGUGUUCCUGUGCAAUUGCUGGUAGAUACAGCAUCGUCCUGGUUAUUCCAGUCCUUCCUACGGGCAUGCUUUAUGCUUUAAUGACUUGUUUCAUGAAGCCAGAUUCCUGUGAGAGCCUAUGGACAACUUUUCAACUCUGUGCUUGGAGAAGCGUGAAGUCACAAAAUGGCACCAGGGCAGAACAGAGUCGCUUUUCCGCUGCCCUCCUCCUGUUCACUGCCAUCUGCAUCUUCAUUCUCCUUCUGCUGAGGUUGUGAUUGUUUCUCAAAGACAUGGGGUGAAGGGAAACCUUUUAGUCUCGCAUGUGCGCAUCCUGUUUGGAUCUCUCAGGCUGUUCUUGAUCUGAAAGUCAAACAUUGACAUAGUAGCAUGUGGCACCAAAAACCCUUCCUUUUAUCUUACUCCCUAAGUCUCAGCCAAGGACUUCUUUUAUUGCUACAUCUACAUGUUGGGCCUUCAACAAAUCAAGACUUCUCAUAUUUCAGGCAGCAGCCAGAUGUCCUCAUCUUGAGAGGAAAAGACUAUAUGACAACCUCGAGUGUUUGUAUUUCAUUGCUCUGGGGUGGGUUCCAGAACAUUCUCCUCCUUUCCUGCACAAUGAUGUGUUUUAUUUCCACCCUCAAUCUGUUCUUUCUGUUGCCAUUCAUUAUUUUUUUAAACAAAUGUUACUUUGGGGAGUGGGGUGAUGGGUUCCGCUCUUCCCUUUCCCCUCCCUAUUCAGCAUUAGAGGGAAAGGGACACAGAAAUAAUUCUCUUUUUUGCUGUGAUACUCCAAUAAAAACGUGCAGAUUCCAAAAUCUA